UUUAUUUUUUUUUUUUUUUUUUUGUAUCCUUAUUUUUUUUUUCUUUUUAUAAUUUAUUUGUAUACUAUGUUGCCAAAGUUAUUCCUUCUUGCCGCCACUGCUCUUUUGAGUGUUAAUGCCCAAUCAUCCAGUGCUUCUGCUGCCGCCCCUUCUGGUGGUGCUUUUACUUUCAAAGAAACUUACCCUUCUGGAGGUUCCAAGCCCGCCCCUAAACCUGAAUGGAUGGAUUUGAUCAAAAACGCCAACAUCACCAACGCACCCGUUGUUAAGGGUGGUGCCAAUGGUCCUACUCAAUCUGGUAGUGCUGAUCCAUACUGUGAUUGGACUUUCACAGGUUGUACUCGUCCUGAUGAUAUUGUUGCUUGUCCUAAGGGUCAAUGGGGUAUCACUUAUGAUGAUGGACCUACACAAUAUAGUUCCAAAUUAUAUGACUUUUUGGAUACUACUCAACAAAAGGCUACUCUUUUCAUGAUUGGUGGUCAAGUUGUUGCUUUCCCUGAUCUUGUUACUCGUGCUUACAAGACUGGUCAUGAAAUCGCCAUGCACACCUGGUCUCACUCUUACCUUACCACUGAAACCAAUGAACAAAUCGUUGCUGAAUUGAUGUGGACUGCCACUGCUAUCAAGGAAGUUACUGGUGUUACUCCUCGUUUCUAUCGUCCUCCUUAUGGUGAUAUUGAUGAUCGUGUUCGUAGCAUUGGUCAUGCUCUUGGCUUCAUUCCUGUCAUUUGGAACCACGAUACUGACGAUUGGAAGGUUGCCGAAGAUAAGUCUUUCGAUGAACAUUGGAUUGAUGGCAAUGUGACAGAAUGGGCUAAGGAAGCUUCUUCUGCUACUACUGGUGGUAUCUCUCUUGAACAUGAUCUUUACCAAAAGACUGUUGAUGCUGCUAUCCGUGUUUUGCCUACCCUUCAAAAAGCUUAUAAGGUUACCACUGUUGGUCAAUGCGUAAACCAACCAUCAUACAAGGAAGGUGGCGCUCAAAACUCUACUACUUCUGCUUCUUCUUCUGUUGCUCCCUCUGCUUCUUCUUCUGCUGUUUCUCCUGCCAAAUCUUCUGGUUCUAGUGAUGCUGUGUCUCCUGCUGGUGCAUCUUCCUCUUCUUCUGCUCAACAAUCUACUUCUGGUUCUUCUCGUGCUGCUGUCAGUUCCGCUGUCUUGGUUUUGGGUGCUUCCAUUGCCUUCAUGUUGGCUUAAUUUAGAUGAUAAACCCCUCCAUUGUAGUUUAGAUGAUUCUUUUUUCUUUUUCUGCACAUAAUCAUUUCUACAUGCACACACUCCCUUUUCACUCACGCAUAUACUCGUAAAACAAAACUUUCCCCCCUUUUUUUUAUAUUCUGUAUCAAAUAAUAUAUUGUAUUCUAGAUUUAUUUAUUCUUUUUGUCCUGUUCAUCUUUUUUUUUUCUUGUCAGUGCCAGAUUAUAAUAAACAAAAAAAAAA
Messenger RNA from Halteromyces radiatus, 1440 nucleotides. RefSeq lists its product as uncharacterized. The transcript has 5 exons. Gene Ontology annotation, biological process: carbohydrate metabolic process. Gene Ontology annotation, cellular component: membrane. Lineage: Eukaryota; Fungi; Mucoromycota; Mucoromycetes; Mucorales; Cunninghamellaceae. The record is from RefSeq and is a predicted model, not a curated record. The coding region runs from base 67 to 1197 and encodes 376 amino acids. Gene Ontology annotation, molecular function: chitin deacetylase activity.